AUAUCUCUUUUUUUUAUUUUUAUCUUUUUUAUUCCGCACAAUGAAAAAAUUCGAAAUAACGUAACGUGUUAAUCGAAUUUUUAAGUCAAUAUCAAUUGACAAACAUUGCUUUGAUUUUCACUCUGAGUAUUUAAUGUCUGAAGAUAAAAAAUUUGCGCCAAAUCCUAAAAACAAAAAACAAUGCAAUUAAUUCGCUUCUACAAAGUCGUAUUUUAAAUUUCUUCGUAAACUAUCCAUCGCAUGCAGUCCGAUUCUCUUCUACUUCCGCCGCUUUCUCACGUUGCGUUUUCUCUCCGCAUAAUUACUCUCGUACUCUCCGUGUGUCCGUCCUUGAUUGUAAAAAUUGACGACAGCAUGUAGCACAACGUAUGAGUUCAUUUCCCUCUCGCGUAAUCACGUAAUAUUUCUCCAUUUCAGCACGGCACGAGUGAUUAUCGAGAUUUCUUACACAGAAAGCGAAAGGCAACCCCCCCGCGAAUUCUCAUUCGAGAAGGGAGAUGAAGUAAACGCAAACUUACGAGCGACAUACUUUUAAUUGUAGACGCCAAACGUGAGAAAAGAAGAAAAACAAAGGAAUCGAAAAUUCGUAAAUUCUGCGCGCGGUAUUCUCGUUUGAAAUUUAAACGCAACCUAUCGAUCGAUUUAUCGCGAUAUAUCGCGCAAACUUCACACGGUUUCUUCCUACAUACGAGAGAUGGCCGCAUUUGUCCCCUACAUGUCGAAUAUAUAACCUAACAUUUGUGUUUUUCGACAAGUAAUAUUGUUAUUAAUAUAUUUAUUUUAGAAUUUAGUUGUAUAUGCAAUUAGAUUUACGACACUGUGAUUUUGUAAUAACGUCAUUUGCGGAAAUAAAUCUCAUUACGAAAUGCCGCCAAAACCUGCGAUGAAUUCCAAGCGCAACGGCAAGAAUGAAAAGAGCAUGUCAAAACCACGUAUUCCUCCUAAGGCAGCAGAUACGAGCAAUACAAGCUGUUUGAAUCCAGAAGAGGAGGAUCGUUUCGAAUUGGAAUUGUGUUGGUGUAUACAACAGCUAGAAACGAGCCUAGCUACUCGUAAAUUGCAGGAGAAGCAGGCGCAGGAUCUCAGUAAACAAUUACAUUCGUUGAAGAGUAACACCGCGCCGUUGAUAAAAAAGAGACAAAUAAUGAGGAAUACUUUGGGAGAUUACAGAGAAAAAAUGGCUGAGGACGAGCGAAAAUUUAGCAGAACUGUGUCAACUGUAAAAUUUACAAAUUCCUCGACAGAUAAAAAGUCGAUAUUUAUUAAAAAAGCCAGUGGACAUGGUAUACAGAAUUUUAAUAGACAAUUAGAUGAUCAUAGAACUCAAAACGCAUUACAAAGUACAAAGCAGAUUGUUAGUGAUAGAACGCAAACCCCAUUUCAGUUUAAUUUUCAGAUAUGUCAAUAAAAUCAAUUUUUAUAUUCCUAU
Pogonomyrmex barbatus (red harvester ant) is the source of this 1429-nucleotide messenger RNA. Its product is annotated as UPF0488 protein CG14286. The record is from RefSeq and is a predicted model, not a curated record. Lineage: Eukaryota; Metazoa; Arthropoda; Insecta; Hymenoptera; Formicidae.